This is a messenger RNA of Thamnophis elegans (Western terrestrial garter snake), 876 nucleotides long. RefSeq names its product synaptoporin (gene SYNPR). The record is from RefSeq and is a predicted model, not a curated record. Bases 1 to 876 code for a protein of 291 amino acids. Gene Ontology annotation, cellular component: synaptic vesicle membrane; synaptic vesicle. Lineage: Eukaryota; Metazoa; Chordata; Lepidosauria; Squamata; Natricidae. The transcript is spliced from 6 exons.
AUGGAAACCGUCGACCAGCUGGCCUCCAAGGGCAGUUUUCGGGCGGUGAAGGAGCCCCUGGCUUUCCUGAGGGUGCUGGAGUGGCUUUUUGCAGUCUUUGCAUUUGCAACAUGUGGUGGCUAUUCUGGAGGACUGCGGCUCAGCGUGGACUGCGCAAACAGGACACAGAGCGACCGCAGCAUUGACAUAGCCUUUGCCUAUCCCUUCAGGUUGUACCAGGUGAAUUUUGAUGCUCCCACCUGUGAAGGCAGGCGAGAAAAACUUUCACUAAUAGGUGACUUUUCCUCUUCUGCGGAAUUCUUUGUGACUAUCGCUGUCUUUGCCUUCCUCUAUUCCUUGGCAGCCACAGUAGUUUACAUUUUCUUCCAGAACAAAUACCGUGAAAACAACAGGGGUCCUUUGAUUGAUUUCGUUGUGACAGUGGUGUUCUCCUUCAUGUGGUUUGUGGGUUCUUCUGCUUGGGCUAAAGGUCUGUCUGAUGUCAAGAUUGCCACUGACCCAGAUGAAGUCCUCUUACUGAUGUCAGCUUGCAAACAACAAUCCAACAAAUGCUUGCCUGUGUACAGCCCUGUUAUGUCAAGUCUUAAUACUUCAGUUGUCUUUGGAUUCUUGAACUUUAUUCUCUGGGCAGGAAAUAUCUGGUUUGUUUUUAAGGAGACUGGUUGGCAUUCUUCGGGUUCAAGAUAUCCUCAAGAGACCCUCGAGAAACAGUCCAGCAGCUAUAACCAAGGUGGCUACAAUCAAGAUAGCUAUGGGUCGAGUGGUGGGUAUAACCAACAGGAAGGCAAUUUUGGGCAACAAACUAAUUAUGGUCAAGUUGAUGAAUUUGGCCAGCAACAACAGAGUGGCCCAACUUCAUUUACUAAUCAAAUGUAG